AUGUCACAGCCUAGUGGAAAUGCUCUUCGCAAAUUCAUUUCACAGAGAAUUUACAGCCUCACCUAUUGGCCGAACGAAUACUUUGGGUCAAGCCUGGUGAGUCGCGGCCAACUCAAGUAGGCGGAUCUCAGUAGCCAGCGGAAUAAGCUUCGCGUUGUGCGAAAGCUGCCUCUCCCACUUUGAGCAGCCAUGGCCCGGCUCGAGGCGGCAUGUAUCUUCAGGACUCAGCUUGUUUAGCAUAUAG
Ceraceosorus bombacis is the source of this 244-nucleotide messenger RNA. The record is from the annotation of a GenBank genome assembly. NCBI's taxonomy places the organism in Eukaryota, Fungi, Basidiomycota, Exobasidiomycetes, Ceraceosorales, Ceraceosoraceae.